Molecule: messenger RNA, 2172 nt
Organism: Trichoderma virens Gv29-8
Lineage: Eukaryota; Fungi; Ascomycota; Sordariomycetes; Hypocreales; Hypocreaceae
Exons: 2
Coding region: 1-1872 (623 amino acids)
Biological process (GO): transmembrane transport
Molecular function (GO): transmembrane transporter activity
Source: RefSeq, a predicted model, not a curated record
AUGAAUCCCGCCGAUCGACACAUCAUGGACGCAGAGCGCGAUGCGUCCCCCGAGCGCUAUCAACGCCGGGCAAGCAACGAAAUAGAGCGCGUCAUCACGGCAUCCUCAGCCUCGUCUGCGUCUUCGGACCAAGGCAGCAUCUUCCGCCGGAACAUGAGCCGCGUAUCUACACAGAACGAUCUGGAGCGCCACCCCACCGCCUUGAGUCGAAUUGCUACUCAGCGAAGCCAGCAUGUUAACACUGUUGGAGGCUCAAUUCGUACCGAGAGUAGGGCUUCUCGAAAGCCAAUGCCAGCGUUUGGCGGUGGCAAGCCAUUCCCCCCUCAAUUGCCAGCGCAGGAGGAGUACGUCGUCGAGUUUGACGGACCUAGCGACCCCCUACAUGCCCAGAAUUGGCCCCUUCGAAAGAAGCUCUUGACAUCUGCCAUGCUGGCUUAUACCACCGUCACAUCUACCUUUACAUCAUCCAUCUUUUCGUCUGCAACGAGCGCCGUCGCGGCAAAGUUUGACGUUGGCCUCGAGGUUGGCAUUCUAGGCACAUCCUUAUAUGUGUUGGGUUUCGCCUUUGGUCCCAGUCUCUGGGCUCCCCUAUCCGAACUUCAGGGCCGCCGUCUGCCCAUUGUCGUCUCCAUCUUUGGCUUCUCCCUCUUCACCAUUGCAACCGCCACCGCAAAGGACAUUCAGACCGUUCUCAUCUGCCGAUUCUUCGCCGGUUUCUUUGGCGCCUGUCCCUUGGCUGUCGUUGCCGCUGUCUUCUCCGAUAUGUUUGACAACAGGACUCGAGGAACGGCAAUUGCCAUCUUCUCUAUGACUGUCUUUACCGGUCCCAUGCUGGCGCCUUUCAUCGGUGGCUUCAUUGUCGAAUCAUAUCUGGGAUGGCGCUGGACCGAAUAUCUCGCUGCCAUUAUGGGAUUCGCCGCCUUCAUUCUUGACCUGUUUUUCCUCAGCGAAUCGUACCCGCCAGUUAUUCUCGUUGGCAAGGCUUCAGAACUGCGACGCCGCACCAAGAACUGGGGCAUCCACGCCAAACAGGAGGAAAUCGAAAUCGAUUUUGGCGAGCUUGUCAGCAAGAACUUUUCCCGUCCCUUGCGACUCCUGUUUACGGAGCCAAUCAUCCUGCUUCUGUCUAUUUACAUGAGCUUUAUCUAUGGGCUGCUCUACCUUUUCUUUACUGCGUACCCGCUGGUUUUCGUCGGUGUCCAUGGGUUCAACCUUGGUCAAUCCGGCCUGACCUUCUUUGGACUGAUCAUUGGCGAGCUUCUUGCGACGCUGACUAUCAUUCUCCAAGUCCCAUGGUAUAACCGCAAGCUCGAGGCCAACCAUGGCAUCCCCAUUCCCGAGUGGCGAUUGCCCAACAUGAUGGUUGGUGGCGUUGCUUUUGCUGGCGGUAUCUUUUGGUUUGGAUGGACUGGAUACAAGGAGAGCAUUCCCUGGGCGGCUCCAGCUGUCAGCGGUAUCCUCACCGGCUUUGGUCUCAUGUCGAUUUUCCUUCAGGCCCUCAAUUACAUUGUCGAUGCAUACCUCAUGUUCGCCGCCUCGGCUCUUGCUGGCAACACUUUUAUGAGAUCUCUCUUUGGAGCUGCUUUCCCGCUCUUUGGCCGUCAAAUGUUCCUCGGCAUGCACAUCCAGUGGGCUUCCACCUUGCUGGGUUGCGUUGCGCUCGCGCUUGCUCCCAUUCCCUUUGCUUUCUACUUCUAUGGUGCCAAGAUUAGAUCAAAGAGCAAGAUCGCUCCCGUCUUUUCUGCUCCUGCCGACGAACCAGCUGAUUCAAGCGCCGACGAGAGCGGAGAGAAGGAGGAGGAACACAAUGCAGCAUUGGCCAAUGCCCCGACGAAGAAUAGCGAGGCUGGUGGUCCCGCUGAGAACGUGUGAAGCAGCUGUGAGGGGGCUUGAUAUUUCGUCUUUUCUGGCAUGUUCUUUUCAUCUCUCCGGAUUGGGGGUCUUACUUUGGGUUGAUACCAUUCCAUUUAAAAUGUGGGCGACGGCAGCUGUGCAAGCAUGGCGUUUUAUUUAAAGUAUUGGAUUUGGAAGCGUUAUAUAUAAUAUGAAUAAUGUCUUACUUUGGGGGAGGGGGAUAUAGAUGCUGUAUGCACAAAGCUGUUGGCUUGAAGUGUCGAUGAAACAGCGAUGACACCAGCCGGUGUCAAUGAUGAAAUAAAUAUCCUUAUAAAU